AGGACGGCCGAGUCACCUGACCAGGACACGGGCGGUGCGAUGGCGGCGCCCAUGCUACGCGGGGUCUCCCCUGUGAGGCGCUGGUCUUUAGCAUGGGUGGACGGCGGUUCCAGACACCGAAGAACGUCCCCGAAUGGGUCAACUUCCAAUCGGAUAAGGGAACAGAGCUCAGUGGCCCAGCAGCCCCUCCACACGGCCCAGAAGCCUAGGAAAGGUGGACACAAAUGGGCAGCUGUGGUAGGAUUGGAAAUUCAUGCUCAGAUUUCCUCCAACUCGAAGCUUUUCUCUGGAUCUCAAGUGUCCUUUACAGCACCUCCAAAUUCUUUGGUUUCUUUUUUUGAUGCUUCUCUGCCUGGAACUUUGCCGGUGCUCAACAGGAGGUGCGUCGAAGCGGCAGUGAUGACAGGCCUGGCCCUGAACUGCCGCAUAAAUAAGAAGUCCCUGUUUGACAGGAAGCACUACUUCUACGCGGACCUCCCUGCAGGGUACCAGAUCACCCAGCAGAGGCUCCCGAUUGCUGCCAAUGGGAGCUUGUCGUAUGGAGUGUUUGUGGGGAAUAGGUGGAGUCACAUGGCCACCAAGACGGUGAGGAUCAAGCAGAUCCAGUUGGAGCAAGACAGCGGCAAAAGCCUCCACGACGACCUGAGGUCCCAGACACUCAUUGAUUUGAACAGGGCGGGAGUUGGCCUCCUGGAAGUGGUCAUGGAGCCCGACCUGUCCUGUGGAGAAGAGGCGGCCGCAGUCGUCAAGGAGCUGCAGCUGAUCCUCCAAGCCCUGGGGACCAGCCAGGCAAACAUGGCAGAGGGCCAGCUGAGAGUGGAUGCAAAUAUAUCCGUGCAUCACCCUGGGGAGCCGCUGGGCAUCCGAACCGAAGUGAAGAAUCUCAACAGCAUCAGGUUCCUGGCCAGAGCCAUAGACCAUGAAAUUCAGAGGCAAAUCAAUGAACUUGAGAGCGGAGGUGAAAUUCUGAAUGAAACUCGCUCCUUUGACCCCAAGCUGGGGUGCACCGUGCCAAUGAGGGACAAGGAAGGAAAGCAGGACUACAGGUUUAUGCCAGAGCCCAACCUGCCUCCCCUGGUGCUCUACGACACAGCGUCUCUGCCCGCGGGUGCAGAUUCUCAGCAAGUGAUCAAUAUCGACCAGAUUCGGGACGCGCUACCCGAGCUGCCCAGUGCGACCCGGAAGCGGCUGGUCCAGCAAUACGGGAUGCUGCCCGAGCACAGCUUCGCACUGCUGAAUGAAGCUGGCCUGCUGCAGUUCUUCCAAAAUGUGAUGAAAGAAACUAGGGCAGAGCCAAAAAAGGUGACGAGCUGGGUCCUCAACACGCUGCUGGGCUAUUUAAAGCACCACAACCUCGCUGUGAGUGAGAGUCCCAUCACACCCUCUGCACUUGCUGGGCUUCUCGACCUGCUGGACAGUAAGGCAAUUUCUUCGUCGGCAGCUAAACAGGUGUUCGAGGAACUGUGGAAGGGUGAGGCGAAGACUGCGGCGCAGAUCGUUUCAGAGAAGCAGCUGGAACUGAUGCAGGACCAAGAGGCCCUGGAGCGGCUCUGCCAGUCCAUGAUGGAGGGGCACCCUCAAGUGGUAAUGGAUAUGAAGAAGGGAAACCCCAGAGCUAUUAAUAAACUGAUCGGGUUGGUCCGGAAGGCGACCCUAAACCGAGCAGACCCAGCUGUGAUAAAGGACACCCUCGAGAGGCUGUCGUCAUGAGGUGUGUGGGGUCCCCUGCCCAGGGAGGACAGCGGCCCGUGAAACCUGACGUCCGUGUGCCGCACAGGCUGGCGUCCCGGUCCCUGGCCUGGACACACUUUCUGUGAGUUACAGUUCACGUGUUCGGGUCCUCUGAGACCCUGUGCUUUGGGGGGCAGCCACCCACGGCCCUUUCUUCAGUGACACCGAAACCCUCCGGCCAGCUGCACCAGUGCUUAGGCGAGAGCACGUUCCGCGGGUAUUCCACAGCUGAAUAAAACACGCCUCAAACAGUGUGACCCCCCUA
Molecule: messenger RNA, 1996 nt
Organism: Chinchilla lanigera (long-tailed chinchilla)
Lineage: Eukaryota; Metazoa; Chordata; Mammalia; Rodentia; Chinchillidae
Gene: Gatb
Product: glutamyl-tRNA(Gln) amidotransferase, subunit B
Exons: 13
Coding region: 40-1710 (556 amino acids)
Biological process (GO): glutaminyl-tRNAGln biosynthesis via transamidation; mitochondrial translation
Molecular function (GO): glutaminyl-tRNA synthase (glutamine-hydrolyzing) activity
Source: RefSeq, a predicted model, not a curated record